CUCACAGCAGAGAGAUCAUAUCCGACCCCUUUUGCCAACUCUACACUUCUUUCCAUGUUGCUGUUAAGUCUUAUGAAACAAAAGCAUACACCUGACACAGCUACAACAAUAAGUACUGAGUAUGAUUACGUCAUAGUGGGGGCUGGAUCUGCAGGAUCAGUGCUAGCUAGCCGGCUGUCAGAAGUACCGUGCGUGACUGUACUCUUACUGGAGGCUGGAAAACCACCGCCCUAUCUGACUGAAGUGCCCUCACUAAGUAGGUCUUUUUGGUUUACAGACAUAGAUUGGGCAUACCGAACUGUUCCUCAAAAGUAAACAGG
Messenger RNA from Stegodyphus dumicola, 320 nucleotides. RefSeq lists its product as uncharacterized. Gene Ontology annotation, molecular function: flavin adenine dinucleotide binding; oxidoreductase activity, acting on CH-OH group of donors. The record is from RefSeq and is a predicted model, not a curated record. NCBI's taxonomy places the organism in Eukaryota, Metazoa, Arthropoda, Arachnida, Araneae, Eresidae.